CUGACAAGGAUAAACGGAGGCCACACAAGUAGGAAGGCAUUAGGGUUUUUGGUCGUGAAUCUCAAUCUGUCCGAAAAAAUAACAAAUUCAGAUUAAAGAAUGCAACUUUUCUGAUCUAUUUCGCUGAAAGCAAUGGCCUUUUGGUGUCGAAUCAACCAAUCAAAGCUCAAGCUUUUCUCACAUCAGCUCAAGAGAUACCUACAGAUUUCUCAUGCUUCUUCGCUUAAUUACUCCACGACAUGCUCAACACAUUAUCUAUUGGAGAAUCCGUUGUCAGGUAUUCUUAGGAAGCGCACGGAUUUUUUCAGUAAUGUGAGGUUCUUUGCUGCUCCAGUUCAGACUAAGCCGAAGAAGGAAGAGAAGGGUACAAGUGGACCUCGUUUAAAUGAACAAAUCACUGCUCAUAUUGUUAGGGUUGUGACAGACGAAGAGCAUCAUGUUGUUUCCAGGCGUGAAGCACUUGAACGAGCCAGGAAACUUAAUCUUGAUCUGGUUGAGGUCCAAAGGAAUGCUGAUCCUCCUGUCUGUAAAAUAAUGGACUUCCAUAAGGAAAGGUACAAGCAAGAAGUUAAGGAAAAGGAACGCGCUAAAAGCAAGUCUCAGGGGACUCUGAAAGUGGGAGAUUGCAAAGUAAUUAGGUUUUAUCCAAAAUGUGAACUGAAAGACUUGAAGAUAAAAGCUGAUAUGGUUAAGAGAUUGAUGGAGCGUGGUUAUCGGGUGAAGUGUGUGGCAAAGCCCAAGGGUGCUGAAGAUCAGGAUCUGGGAGAAUUGUUAUCUCGUCUCUCUGCCAUGAUCGAAGAUGUAUCUGUAGUGGAGAGUGGACCUAGGGUGGAGGCAUCACAGGCAUAUAUAGUUGUCAGGCAUGUCAAAUUUGGCCCAUCAAAGAAAGGUGGAGGGAAAAAAUCAAAAGCGGCUACCAAUGCAAGUGCUGGGGUUCAAGAGGGUUCCACGUCUGCUACAUCUGCGGUUAGUCCUGAUGAAGAAGAUGAAAGUAUAGCCGAUAAUGAGACUGCCUGGUCGGUGGUUGAUUCAAAUGAUGAUUUUGAGAGUGUAUUUGAGUUGAGCGAUGAUAUGAAUGGGGCUAGUGCUUAUCCUGCGGAUGAAAUGCAUUCUGCGGCUUUAACAGCUUCCUCUUCCACAACCUUCAAUAAGUCGGAUAUUGGGCACCGAAGACCAGUGCCCAAUUCUAAGGCAAAUACACACCCAUCAUUCCCACCGCAACCUUCCCUGGAGACAGUAAACAGGUAUGCAAGAAGUGAGUCGAAGAAUCAGUUCCCACCUGCAAAGCCAACAGACAACAGGAUUCCGGCUACAAGAGAUCCAUAUCCUCGAAGGCAAAUGCCACAGGAGACGAACCUCAGACCAUCGGUGAGUGAAGGGAGGCAACCUGGGGGCAGUUCUCCUUUCCCAGACUUAAAGCCCUCUUCCAAAGACGUUCGCAGGCAAGAACAUUCUCGUCCUAAUGCUUCUGAUACCCCACGACCUAGUUAUGGAAUUUUCAGUACACCAAAUGCAAAUGCUCCUCGGAACCAAGGUCAAGGAAGAGAUGCUCGUUGGAACCGAGAAGGAAGCUCUAACGACACUGCCACGAUUCCUGGCACAGGAGGGGUUGUUGCAAAACAGAACCAAAGGCCGGUUGAUGAUAAGGCUGGACAAGGAAGGUGGGGCAUUUUUAGUAGAGAGGGCUCAGCUGCUACGCCGGACGGACAUCCAUAGAUAAUAUAUCAUACAAUUAUAAGCUCAGCAUGUAACAUUAUGGUACUACAUUCAAAUACUAGUAGGGGUAGUGAUUUUGGCUGGAAGUGUUAUCAAUAAGCAUGCCUGGUUUCAUGGCUUCAAAUUAUUUUUGAUCUUGUUCUGAAGGCUGAUCAGUCUAUGGUUGGUUGAUUUUGAAUAAUGACAGUCAACAUCACUGUAAAUUUAGUUCCUUUGCUACUAC
Tripterygium wilfordii is the source of this 1939-nucleotide messenger RNA. Its product is annotated as translation initiation factor IF3-1, mitochondrial-like. Gene Ontology annotation, biological process: ribosome disassembly; translational initiation. Lineage: Eukaryota; Viridiplantae; Streptophyta; Magnoliopsida; Celastrales; Celastraceae. The record is from RefSeq and is a predicted model, not a curated record. The coding region runs from base 133 to 1716 and encodes 527 amino acids. Gene Ontology annotation, molecular function: translation initiation factor activity; ribosome binding. The transcript has 8 exons.